AUGGCUGCUACCAAUGGCACCCCCGCCAACGACUUCACCGUCAAGGCCGGCCUAGCCCAGAUGUUGAAGGGUGGCGUGAUCAUGGACGUGGUCAAUGCCGAGCAGGCCCGCAUUGCUGAAGAAGCCGGUGCCGCCGCCGUCAUGGCGCUCGAGCGGGUCCCGGCCGAUAUCCGCGUCCAGGGCGGCGUGGCGCGCAUGUCGGACCCUAGCAUGAUCAAGGAGAUCAUGGAGGCUGUGACCAUCCCCGUGAUGGCCAAGGCUCGCAUUGGCCACUUUGUUGAGUGUCAGGUGGGUGAUCCUCAGAGUGGAAGUGAAGGGUUAAAGAUCAAAGACAAAAGACUAACACGGCGGGCACCGACACAGAUCCUCGAGUCCAUCGGCGUCGACUACAUCGACGAGUCAGAGGUACUCACCCCGGCCGACGACGUCUACCACGUCAGCAAGAGCGGCUUCAAAGCCCCCUUCGUCUGCGGAUGCCGCAACCUUGGCGAAGCACUCCGCCGCAUCUCCGAAGGCGCGGCCAUGAUCCGCACAAAGGGCGAAGCGGGCACCGGCGAUGUCGUCGAAGCGGUGAAGCACAUGCGCACCGUGAAUGCGCAGAUCUCCCGCGCGCGCGGCAUCCUGCUUGCGAGCCAGGACCCAGAGCCCGAGCUGCGCGCCUUUGCGCGCGAGAUCGAGGCCCCCUACGAACUUGUCCGCGAGUGUGCGGAGAAGGGCCGGCUGCCGGUGGUUAACUUUGCUGCUGGUGGUGUGGCUACCCCGGCUGAUGCGGCGCUGAUGAUGCAGCUGGGCUGCGAUGGGGUGUUUGUGGGAUCGGGGAUUUUCAAGUCGGGCGAUGCGAAGAAGCGCGCUAGGGCGAUUGUCCAGGCUGUUACGCACUACAAGGAUCCCAAGGUGCUGGCGGAGGUUAGCCAGGGGUUGGGUGAGGCCAUGGUCGGUAUUAAUGUGAAGUCGAUGGCUGAGGGCGAUAAGCUGGCGGGUCGCGGUUGGUAG
Messenger RNA from Penicillium riverlandense, 993 nucleotides. Its product is annotated as pyridoxal 5'-phosphate synthase subunit PdxS. Gene Ontology annotation, biological process: amino acid metabolic process; pyridoxine biosynthetic process; pyridoxal 5'-phosphate biosynthetic process. The coding region runs from base 1 to 993 and encodes 330 amino acids. The record is from RefSeq and is a predicted model, not a curated record. The transcript is spliced from 2 exons. Gene Ontology annotation, molecular function: amine-lyase activity. NCBI's taxonomy places the organism in Eukaryota, Fungi, Ascomycota, Eurotiomycetes, Eurotiales, Aspergillaceae.